AUGUUCGGUAAAACCCAGCGCAAUGACCCGGCAGAGGCGGAGCUUGCAAGCCAUCGCCUGAUGCUGCGCGCGGGGAUGAUUUACCAGGUUUCAGCAGGCGUUUAUAGUUACAUGCCGCUUGCGCUUCGCACCCUCCGCAAAAUUGAGCAGAUUAUCCGCGAGGAGAUUGACGCUGCCGGUGGACAGGAAGUAAUGAUGUCCGCGCUGCAGCCGCUCGAAUUCUGGGAGCAGUCCGGUCGAAGCGAGGCGAUGGGCAAUGAACUCUUCAGACUGCAUGAUCGCAGGGAUCGCCCGCUUGUGCUCGCGCCCACGCAUGAAGAGCUUCUGACCUACAUGGUCAAGGCGAAUGUCAACAGCUACCGCGACCUGCCGCUCAUCAUCUACCAGAUUCAGACGAAGUUCCGCGAUGAGCCAAGACCGCGCGGCGGUUUGAUUCGUGUGCGCGAGUUCGAUAUGAAGGACGCUUAUAGCUUCGAUGUCGAUCAAGACGGACUCGACGUCUCCUAUGAUGCUAUGGCGCAGGCAUAUCGCAACAUAUUCAGCCGCUGCGGCUUGGAAACCAUCGAGGUUGAGGCGGACAGCGGCGCAAUCGGCGGCAAAGAUUCCAGCGAGUUCAUACUGAUCGCAGACGCAGGCGAGGAUACGAUCGUCCUGUGUCCCUCCGGAGACUACGCCGCCAAUGCGGAGAAGGCCGUCUUCGCCAAGCCUCAGCAGGAUGCCGAGCCGCUGCUGCCCAUUGAAGAGGCGCACACGCCCGGCAUAAAGACGAUUGACGAGUUGUCCAAAUAUCUCAAAGAACCUGCGCGCAAGACGCUCAAGGCUGUGUUCUACAUGGCGAUGGGCGAGCUUGUAUUCGUCGUCAUUCGUGGUGACCUAGAAGUUAACGAAGUCAAGCUAUCCAAUGUGCUGGGAGGCGCACCCGGCCUGCGCCUCGCCUCACCGGAAGAGGUACAGGAGCACGGACUCACGGCAGGUUCUGCGUCGCCCAUUGGCCUGAAUGGCAUAAAGGUUGUGGCGGACGACUCCGUUGACAUGGGUUCCAAUUUCCUCGCAGGAGCGAACAAACCCGACUACCACCUUCGCAAUACCAACCACCAUCGAGACUUUGAAGCGGACAUAGUUGACGACAUCGCGCUCGCUCAGCGGGGAGACUCCUGCGAAAACUGGGCACGCGCUACAGCGAUGUUCUGGAUUGCGCAUUAUCCGGACGAGAACGGCGAGCCGCACCUCAUCCUGAUGGGCUGCUACGGCAUCGGCGUAGGACGCCUGCUCGGUGCCACAAUCGAGCAGAAUCAUGACGAGAACGGCAUGGUGCUGCCCGCGACCAUCGCGCCUUACGAUGUGUCCCUCGUGGCACUCAACAUGCAGAACGAAACUGUCGCGGAGUCGGCUCAAGCGCUCUAUGACGAACUGCGCGGUGCCGGAUUGGAAGUGCUCUUCGAUGACAGAAACGAGUCGGCAGGCGUCAAGUUCAACGACGCCGACCUGAUUGGCUUGCCGAUACGCCUUGUCGUUAGCCUGCGCAACAUCCGCGAUAGCGUUGUGGAGGUCAAGCGCCGCUCCUCAUCCGAAGCCGAAACGGUCGCCACCACUGAUGUGGCUACCGAGGUCAAGGCGAUGCUUGCGGGCUAG
Messenger RNA from Geodia barretti, 1632 nucleotides. Lineage: Eukaryota; Metazoa; Porifera; Demospongiae; Tetractinellida; Geodiidae. The record is from the annotation of a GenBank genome assembly.